Molecule: messenger RNA, 573 nt
Organism: Monascus purpureus
Lineage: Eukaryota; Fungi; Ascomycota; Eurotiomycetes; Eurotiales; Aspergillaceae
Source: the annotation of a GenBank genome assembly
AUGUCCGUUUCUUCCCAGGCCGCAGCUCGAUGCUGCCGACAGCUCGUUCGCCCGUCGACUUCUUACCUGCGCCUUUCUUCUCCUGCAUACGUUUCUCAGCUCCGGAUACCCAGUCGGAGAUGGCAAUCUACAGAAGCCGAGCCUGCUGCUUCUUCCAAUCCUAAGAUUACGCAGAUUGUGGACCAGGUCAGCCAAUUGACCUUGCUAGAGACCGCGGAAUUGGUCUCCAGUUUGAAGUCCCGCUUGAACAUCCCAGACCUCCCUGUUGGCGGCUUCGCCGUGGCCGCCGGUGGCGCCGGCUCAGCCGCCGCUGCUCCUGCUGCAGAGGAAGAGGAGGCCGCCCCCGCGGCACAGGAGAAGACUCUUUUCAACAUCAAAUUGGAGUCAAUCGAUGCCUCUGCCAAGGCGAAGAUCAUCAAGGAAGUCAAGUCCAUGCUCGGUCUUUCUCUGGUCGACAGCAAGAAGUUCGUGGAGAGCGUGCCUAAGGUCCUGAAGGAGUCAGUGCCCAAGGACGAGGCGGAGAAGAUCAUUGAGACCCUCAAGGGUCUAGGCGGAAAGGCGACUAUGGAGUAA